This is a messenger RNA of Bradysia coprophila, 3262 nucleotides long. Its product is annotated as NFX1-type zinc finger-containing protein 1-like. Gene Ontology annotation, biological process: regulatory ncRNA-mediated heterochromatin formation. Gene Ontology annotation, cellular component: nuclear RNA-directed RNA polymerase complex. NCBI's taxonomy places the organism in Eukaryota, Metazoa, Arthropoda, Insecta, Diptera, Sciaridae. Gene Ontology annotation, molecular function: helicase activity. The record is from RefSeq and is a predicted model, not a curated record.
GUUACUGUCAAAAUUUAUCACCCAAUUCAAUUGUGCAAAUAGCCAACAAGCCGCUUUUGUAAUUAAUUUAAAUUGAGCGAAGUGUUAAUAUGAGUGAUUCUGAUGAUGAUUGGUUCGACAAAGACAUUGAAGACUUUAAGGUUGACUUACCCAAAGAUAAUUCCGAAAAAAUUGAAUUUCUAAACGAUGAAUCUCUUUCGUCCGGUGGACCAAAUUUCUUCGAGUCUGAUUACGGUGGAAAUUACAACAAAUCGGCGCAAAAGAGCUCCAAUCAAAGUGGUAGCGAUAAAUCCACCAAUAAUUCGUCGAAUGCAAAACAUAUUUUGCCGAUUUCGUUCAAGAAACUCAGCUUCAUUCUCGAAUUGACGCCGUUGAAUGUAUUUCUGGAGAUACUUCAGCCCGAUUCUGGAUUCAUCGAAACUAUCAACAAAGCGACCAUAUCGAGUGAUGUGAUGGGUUUAACGUUGAAAGCCAUUGGGAUGAUCUUGAGUCUCCCAUUGAACGAACAUAAAAGGUGUUUUCUGCAGAAGAUUAUUGACGCGAAAACGUAUUGGAAGCAAAUCGAAGGCUACAUGAAAGAGCUGACGAUCGAACAGAAACCGGGAAAAUCCAAGAAGAAACUGAUUGUCGCUACGAGCGAUCAAGAGUUCUGGGAGAAUUUGGUGGCUUUGUGCUGGAACGUAACUAAGUGUUUCGAGUGGGACGGAAAAUUUGUGCAAAAAGCAGCUAAAAUGAUAGUCGACAGUAAACAUGAGCUAAAAUUGAACGCGUUCAAGGAGGAGUUCGAUAAAAUGUUCAAAAAGAUCACCGACGAAUCGGCAUCCGUGUUCAGCGAAAUUUAUCCAACGCUGGAAGAACUUGUGUCCACCGAACCGGUCGACAUUAAACCAAACAUUGUCCAAGGAAAAUAUCCGAGCGUACAACAUUAUUUGGAGGUGCAUUUGUCGCUGUUGCGCGAAGAUUUCAUUUGUCCGUUGCGUGAGGGAAUCAUCCAGUUUUUGAGUCAAGCUAAAGACGGCAGCUACAAGUCGAACAGCAACAUCAAAGUGUAUCCAAAAGUACAAAUUUUAACCAAAUGUACUGCGACUUCAUCACGCGGACAUAAGGGCGAAUUUUUGAUGGUCGAUCUGGAUCCGGAGAGGAAUGAUGGGCGACAGAAGGAAAGUUUUUCGAAUUUUUCCAAGAAACUGAUGUACGGCUCACUGGUGGUGUUUACGACCAGCAUUGAGUUCGAAGACAUGAUACUGGCUGUGGUGUCCAAUCGGGACACAGAUCUGUUAAAUCAAGGAUUUAUCCAAAUCGAAAUUAUAAAAUCGUUUAACGUACCGUUGGUGUUCGAUAGAGACUUCAUAAUGUUUGAAAGUGAGGUUUACUUCGAGCCUUACCAUCACGUCUACAAUGUGAUGAAGAACUUUGACGAAGAAACGUUUCCGAUGAAAAACUACAUCAUCGAUGUGGAUGUGAAUCCAGCAUACCCGUCAUACAUUCCGCCAGCCAUCAAGACUAUUUACACACAUCGAAAGUAUGCUUUGGAUUUAAAAAAUACAUCAGCUUGGCCCUCAGCGGCUGCGAUAAAACUAAACGAAAGUCAAUUGUGUGCGUUCAAGAACUCAUUGACCAAUAAAUUUUCGGUCAUUCAAGGUCCACCAGGAACGGGGAAAACAUUCGUCGGCCUGGAAAUUCUCACUGCCUUGAUACGAAACACGGACGAGCAGAUCCUUGUUAUUUGCUACACCAACCAUGCGUUGGACCAAUUUUUGGCCGGUGUGCUAGCCAUUACUGAGGAUAUUGUUCGUAUGGGCAAUCAAUCGAAAAAUGAGCUGCUUGAUAAAUUCAACGUCAAGCAAUUGUUGGAAACGGUUGUUAGUGACAAACGGAUGAAGAAUUGCUUUUACAAAGCAAAAUGUGAAUACGCUGAACUAAUGGAACAGUUCGAAGUGUUGCAGGGCAAAAAGGGCAGCGAAAAUGAUGCGAAAUUAGUGGAAGCGGAAAUUUUGACCGUUCAGGACAAACUUCGAUCGAUUUCACGCAAACAGGAAGAAUUGAAGCAAAUCAAUGAAUUCAAUUUGUUGAAAUCGAAACGAGUUAUUGGCAUGACAAGCACUUGUGCAGCUAGGAGUAAUUCGUUGUUGCAUAUGUUGAAGCCGCCCAUAGUAUUUGUUGAAGAAGCCGCCGAAAUAUUGGAGCCACACAUUAUUGCUGCCUUGUCCAAUGAGACACAACAUUUGAUUUUGAUUGGCGACCAUCAACAGCUCCGACCAACAACCAGUGUAUUCAAGCUGGCCAAACAAUACAAAAUGGACAUAUCGCUGUUCGAACGUAUGGUCAACAAUGGCAUCAACAGCGUCAAACUAAAUGUUCAGCAUCGCAUGCGACCUGAAAUUGCGAAUCUCAUUCGGCCAACCAUUUACAAAGAGCUCACCGACCAUGAAGUCGUGACCAAAUAUCCAAACGUUUUGGGCAUCACCAAGAACGUGUUCUUUAUCACACACAACGAACUUGAAACGAAUGAUGCCGACGAAACGUCGAAGAAGAACAUUUUCGAGGCACAGUAUUUGGUUGCAUUGUGCAACUACUUCAUUUUGCAAGGCUAUCCGCCAGAGGAUGUCACAAUUCUAACGAUGUACAACGGACAGAUAUUUCAGUUUUCUCAGGAACGUCGAAAGUAUCCCAAUCUGAAAAGAGUUCGGAUCACCGUGGUAGACAAUUACCAGGGUGAAGAGAGUAAAAUAAUUUUAUUGUCGCUGGUGCGCAGUAACAAUGACGACAAAAUUGGUUAUUUGUCGCUGAAAAAUCGGAUAUGUGUGGCAUUGUCUCGGGCCAAGCAUGGCUUUUAUAUUAUUGGAAAUAUGAAUUUGUUGGCAAAGAACAGUUCCACUUGGAAACUGAUCAGCAAGGAGCUGCAGGAACAGGACGCCAUUGGAGAUACGUUAUGUUUGUGUUGUCAAACGCAUGGAAAUAUUUCCAAGAUUCGUGCGCCAUCAGAUUUCGACAGAGUUAAAUUUGGUGGAUGCAGUGAUACCUGCAGUAUUGAACUGAGUUGUGGUCAUCAAUGCAGCUACUUUUGUCACACUAAAAUGUUUGACCACUACUCGAAUUGCGACUGUACCAAAUAGUAAUUGUGAUUGGCGUCGUUCAUAAUCGUUGGUCUAGGAAAGUCUAUUUAUCGCAUAAUAAGCCUAUUUUUCUAUGUUUUUUUUCCUUUCCUUUUUUGUAUCACUAAGAGAACACAAGAACAAAAUAAAUUAUUUUAACCAAUCAA